Cajanus cajan (pigeon pea) is the source of this 2277-nucleotide messenger RNA. Lineage: Eukaryota; Viridiplantae; Streptophyta; Magnoliopsida; Fabales; Fabaceae. The record is from RefSeq and is a predicted model, not a curated record.
AGUACCCAAUAACUUCUCCCGAAAAGGACAAUCCUGAAAUUGACUCUCGUUUUGAAUCGCGCUGGUCACUCGGCCGUACCUAAAUUACAAGCUACUCUCGAGAGACAGAGUUGAGAGGCAAAGAGGGGUUUCUUCCACGUUCUCUUCUCGCGUGCGAUGGUGCUUCCUCUGUCACCAACGCAAUAAGAGCGUUAGGGUUUCGCACUCCUUCGUCAUUGCUUUGGAGCGUUAAUGGCGUCCGUGUACAUUCCGGUGCAGAAUUCGGAGGAGGAGGUUAGGGUUGCUCUCGAUCAGCUUCCGAGAGACGCUUCCGACAUCCUCGACAUCCUCAAGGCCGAACAAGCCCCUCUCGAUCUCUGGCUCAUCAUUGCGAGGGAGUACUUCAAGCAGGGAAAAAUUGAUCAAUUUCGCCAGAUUUUGGAGGAAGGAUCCAGUCCAGAAAUCGAUGACUAUUAUGCUGAUGUCAGAUAUGAGAGGAUUGCUAUCUUAAAUGCCCUUGGAGCUUACUACAGCUACCUUGGAAAAAUAGAGACAAAACAAAGAGAAAAGGAGGAUCAUUUCAUUUUGGCAACACAAUAUUACAACAAAGCAUCUAGGAUUGACAUGCACGAGCCCUCCACUUGGGUUGGCAAAGGUCAGCUUUUGCUAGCAAAGGGUGAAGUAGAACAGGCAUCUGCUGCAUUUAAGAUUGUGUUAGAUGGAGACCGUGAUAAUGUGCCCGCUCUUUUGGGGCAGGCAUGUGUUGAGUUCAACCGCGGACGAUUUUCUGAUUCACUUGAGUUGUAUAAGAGAGCAUUGCAAGUGUAUCCCAAUUGCCCAGCAGCUGUGAGACUUGGCAUAGGUCUAUGUCGCUACAAAUUAGGUCAAUUUGAAAAGGCUAAACAGGCAUUUGAGCGUGUUUUACAGCUAGAUCCAGAAAAUGUCGAAGCUCUUGUUGCCCUUGCAAUAAUGGACUUGCGUACUAGUGAAGCUACUGGAAUCAGGAUGGGAAUGGUAAAAAUGCAGAAGGCAUUUGAGAUAUACCCGUACUGUGCGAUGGCUCUGAAUUAUCUUGCGAAUCAUUUCUUCUUCACUGGUCAGCAUUUUUUAGUAGAGCAAUUGACUGAAACUGCAUUGGCUGUUACCAAUCAUGGCCCAACAAAGUCUCACUCUUACUACAAUUUAGCCCGCUCGUAUCAUAGCAAGGGAGACUAUGACAAAGCUGGGGUGUAUUACAUGGCAUCUGUCAAGGAAGUCAACAAGCCCCAUGAAUUUGUGUUUCCUUAUUAUGGCUUGGGUCAAGUGCAGAUAAAGCUGGGAGAUUUUAAAAGUGCACUCUCAAACUUUGAAAAGGUCUUGGAGGUGUACCCAGAUAAUUGUGAGACAUUGAAAGCGCUUGGGCAUAUAUAUGUUCAACUUGGUCAAACUGACAAGGGCCAGGACUUUAUUAGGAGAGCUACAAAAAUUGACCCCCGUGAUGCCCAGGCAUUUCUUGAGCUGGGAGAAUUGUUAAUUCUUUCCGACACAGGAGCUGCAUUGGAUGCAUUCAAAACUGCUCGUACACUUUUUAAGAAGGGAGGUCAAGAAGUACCGAUUGAAUUACUCAAUAAUAUUGGUGUCCUUCAGUUUGAAAGGGGGGAAUUUGAGCUUGCUCAACAAACUUUCAAGGAGGCUCUAGGUGAUGGCAUUUGGCUAUCUUUCACUUCCUUUUUUUUUCCAAAUAGACAUGCAAGAGACAUGGUUGUUAGAUCUUUUGAUUCAGUGCAAUUGCAGUCACUUUCAGUGAAUGACAAGUGUCCCAAUGCAUUAUCUAUGCUUGGUGAGUUGGAGUUAAAAAAUGAUGAUUGGGUUAAGGCAAAAGAAACUCUCCGAGCAGCUAGUGAUGCAACUGAUGGCAAGGACUCAUAUGCUACCCUUUCUCUGUACAUGGGAUGUGAUUUAUCAAUGGCUUAUUUGUUUCUUUUGAUUUUAUUUUGCCUCCAGUAUCCAGACUAUAUUGAUGCGUAUCUGAGGCUAGCUGCAAUUGCAAAAGCUCGGAACAACAUUCUGCUAAGCAUUGAACUGGUUAAUGAUGCCUUGAAGGUGAAUGACAAGUGUCCCAAUGCAUUAUCUAUGCUUGGUGAGUUGGAGUUAAAAAAUGAUGAUUGGGUUAAGGCAAAAGAAACUCUCCGAGCAGCUAGUGAUGCAACUGAUGGCAAGGACUCAUAUGCUACCCUUUCUCUGGUAUUUCUGCUCUUCAGUGCACAUUUCACGUUAUUAUAUUUGUAUCCCAAAUCCCUGUAAUCCUGUUCCUGCAGC